Messenger RNA from Balearica regulorum gibbericeps (East African grey crowned-crane), 1262 nucleotides. The record is from RefSeq and is a predicted model, not a curated record. Lineage: Eukaryota; Metazoa; Chordata; Aves; Gruiformes; Gruidae.
AUGUGCUCUUUGCAUAGAGCUUUGCUUUCUGCUUUGUUGCAGCUGGCCCGGAUUCAGACCGACAGCGUGGUCAAGAUGCUCUGUGAGCUAUACCCCGACCUCCGCUUUGAGAUUGUUGCCAUGUCAACAACCGGAGACAAGAUCUUGGAUACGGCACUUUCCAAGAUUGGGGAGAAGAGCCUCUUCACCAAAGAGCUGGAAAACGCACUUGAAAGAAAUGAAGUUGACCUCGUGGUGCACUCCUUGAAGGACCUACCAACUUCUCUUCCUCCUGGCUUUACCAUCGGCGCUGUCUGCAAAAGGGAAAACCCACUCGAUGCUGUUGUCUUCCAUCCCAAAAACUGUGGGAAAACGCUGAACCUCCUUCCUGAAAAGAGCGUGAUUGGAACCAGCUCGCUUCGGAGAGCAGCCCAGCUCAAAAAGAAGUUCCCUCAUUUAGAAUUCAGGGAUAUUAGAGGGAAUUUAAAUACCCGCUUAAAGAAGCUUGAUGAGAAGGAAGACUUCAGUGCCAUCAUCCUGGCAGCUGCUGGACUGAAGAGAAUGGGCUGGGAGAAUCGCAUCGGCCAGCUCCUCAGCCCUGAAGAUUGUCUGUACGCUGUCGGACAAGGUGCCUUAGCAGUGGAAGUUCGUGCCAAAGACCAAGAGAUACUGAAUAUGGUAUCUGCCCUGCAUGAUGCAGACACCGUGUUAUGCUGCAUUGCUGAGAGAGCCUUUAUGAAACGUUUGGAGGGUGGAUGUAGCGUCCCUGUCGCCGUCAACACCGUGCUGAAAGAUGGCCAGUUGUAUUUGACAGGCGCGGUCUACAGUUUGGAUGGAUCCGAUAGCCUGAGGGAGACUAUGCAGACCAGCGUUAAUUAUUCCCAACAGAACGAAGAUGGACCAAACGAUGACGUGCAGCACGUCGGCAUCACGGCCAAGAAUGUCCCUGGUCAGGCCCAGGAAGCUGCAGAGCACCUUGGUGUUGAACUAGCUAGUUUACUUCUGAGCAAGGGAGCUAAGCAUAUCCUUAGCGUGGCGAGGCAGCUCAACGAUGCCCGCUAAACCUGCGGUGUGGUCGGCACGAUUGCUACAACUCUAACAAGUGUUUGCAGCUAUGCUAUCCUCCUUUGGAGGAAGAGAUUUAUUUAAGUGUUCAUACCGGUCUUACCUGAUGUCUGGGUACAAAAACUUGAAAUACUAAGUUGACUAAUGAGUAGUUUAUGCCGUUCAGGGAUUUCAUCCCUCUGCGUUUCUCUAAAUUAUCUCUGAAGUUUUCUCAACAA